Messenger RNA from Lampris incognitus (smalleye Pacific opah), 3078 nucleotides. RefSeq names its product low density lipoprotein receptor-related protein 3 (gene lrp3). The transcript is spliced from 8 exons. Gene Ontology annotation, cellular component: plasma membrane. Bases 219 to 2600 code for a protein of 793 amino acids. Gene Ontology annotation, molecular function: protein binding. The record is from RefSeq and is a predicted model, not a curated record. Lineage: Eukaryota; Metazoa; Chordata; Actinopteri; Lampriformes; Lampridae.
GAGCGCUCGUGGAGGUGAUCGGCAGGGCCAACGAGGCGGAUGGAGGAGCGCCAGAGCGACGCGUCCGCGUUUCUACCGCCCUCGCCCCGGAGGACGAGCAGCGGCGACGGGCCGUGAGGAGGCGAUGAGCCCCGGCCGUCUGUGCUGAGGCGGCCGGCGGAGGAGCCAGCCGCGCGUGUUCGGGCCGAGAUGACAGCGGAAGCGGGCCCGUGGGAACGAUGAAGCGGACCGGAGCCCAACUCCUCUUCGUCACAUGGCUGUGCGUCCGCUGGGCUCCGCUGUGCGUCGCAGCAUGCAGUGGAGAGGUAGAGGUUCACACAGAGAGGAGGGGGGUGAUCUACAGUCCCUCUUGGCCUCUGAACUACCCCUCUGGGAUCAACUGCAGCUGGGACAUACAGGGAGGACAGGGAGAGGUAAUCACCAUCAGUUUUCGAAACUUUGAUCUUGAGGAGUCUUCUGGUUGUUUGGGGGAUUGGCUCCUGCUGGGUCCCUCUUGGAAGGAGUACCGGGUGUGUGGCUCUGUGGUGCCGCCUCCCUUCAUCUCCACCAGGGGGCGUGUCUGGAUCCAUUUCCACUCCAAGGCCAACAGUUCAGGCCAGGCCCAGGGCUUCCGUCUCUCCUACAUCCGAGGUCACCUUGGGCAGAGCAGCUGUCAGCCUGAUGAGUUCCUGUGUGGCAGUGGGAAGUGUCUCCCUCGGGUCUGGAGGUGUAACGGCCUUGAUGAAUGUGGCGACGCAACUGACGAACGUCACUGCGCCCCUGCCCCCACUGUACCCCUACCAGGGCCGUGUCCCCCCAGAUCCUUGCCGUGCACCCAGGCGCAGUCCACGCGCUGCGUGCCCCCCAGCCUGCGCUGCGAUGGUACCCCGGACUGUCCUGAUGGGACUGACGAGCUGGGAUGUCCCGACACCGCCUGUGGAAAACGCCUCGGCAACUUCUACGGCUCCUUCGCCUCGCCCGACUUCUUCCGAGCCAAUCGCAGCAUGGGGGCAGAGCUACGUUGUUCCUGGUUGCUGGACACUCAGGACCCCAAGCCCAUUGUUCUCCAGUUGGACCUGCAGUUGGGUCCUGGGGACUCACUGCAUGUCUACGAUGGGUUGGUCCAGGAGGCACAGCGCCUCCUACAGGCGCUUUCCCAUCAUAACAACCAGCGGCCGGCGCUGCUGGAGUCCAGCAGGGGCCAGAUGAGUGUGUUGUACCUGGCACAACCGCACAGCCCAGGGCACGGCUUCAAUGCGACAUACCAGGUCAAAGGUUACUGUUUUCCCGGGGAGCGGCCUUGUGGUGGGGGUCAGGGUUGUUACUCCGACCGUCAGCGCUGUGACGGCUACUGGCACUGUCCAUCUGGCCGCGAUGAGGAGCGCUGCCCGGCAUGCCGGGAGGGCGAGUACCCCUGCCAGGGGGGCGGGGGGGUCUGUUACCCCGCCUCGGAGCGCUGCAACAACCAGAAGCGGUGCGCGGACGGGUCAGACGAGAAGAACUGCUAUGACUGCCAGCCUGGAAACUUCCAUUGUGACACCAACCUGUGUAUCUUUGAGACGUGGCGCUGUGACGGGCAGGAGGACUGCCUGGAUGGCAGCGAUGAGAGGGACUGCCUUGCCGCUGUGCCCCGCAAAGUGAUCACCGCCGCCCUGAUCGGUAGCCUGGUCUGCAGCCUCCUGCUGGUCAUCGCCCUGGGCUGUGCCUUCAAACUGUAUGCUCUCAGGAGCAGGGAGUACAGAGCCUUUGAGACACAGAUGACUCGCCUGGAGGCGGAGUUUGUACAGAGAGAGGCUCCUCCCUCCUACGGUCAGCUGAUCGCCCAGGGCCUCAUCCCCCCAGUGGAGGACUUUCCUGUUUACAACCCUGCCCAGGUUUCUGUGUUGCAGAACCUUCGCACAGCCAUGAGAAGGCAGAUAAGACGUCACUCGUCUCGGCGUUCUUCUUCCCGGCGCCGUCUUGCCCGUCUGUGGAGUCGCCUGUUCCAGCGUGGCAGCCGUGCCCCCGGCCACAUCCCCCUGCUCUCCCCGCUGGGUCUCCACACUUACCACACAGGGGAGGCUCAGGGGCUGGGGGGUGGGGCUGAGAUGGGAAGAGGUGCUAUGCUGCAGGAGCACCGGACCCUCCCCACCUCACCUCUCUCCCCGCUGUCAGCCUCAGAAAGUCAAGAAGCGCAGUCAUCCAGUUCACCAGACAGCCAACCUCCCACGCCUGCUCAGACCCCACCCACGCCUAGUCAAACAUCUCCCAUUUCUUCUCAGACUCUGCCCACACCUACUCACACAUCACCUACACCUGCUCAGACAUCACCUACACCUGCUCAGACGCCGCCCAGUCAGACUGACUCCUCAGAGUCCGGUGGAGUCCAGGUACAGUGCCGGCGCCGGGUGUCUAGGAGGCUGUUUCUGGGCCUGGCUGUCAACCUGAGAGGAGUGGCCCUCCGGCGCUAUUCCCCUCUAGGGCCCGUUUCCCCCCUCACGCCCCCUGCAGACAGCCCUGGUACAUGGUCCCCCCAACUCCAGGGACCAGAAGGGAGGUCACCCCAAGACUCUCCCUUCCCUGGGGGGAUCGAGGACGGAGAGGACUACCCCGCCCUGGAGGCACUGCAUGAGGGGAGGUGAAUUCUGUGGUUUGGACAGUGGUGGGGCUCUUCAAUGCAGUGGUUGUCAAUCAGGUCCUCAGGUACCACCAGUACUACUCGCUUUCUGUUCUAUCAGGUAUUUCAGUACAAUGACCUGGCAGAAUAGAAAACCAGCAGUACUGCUGGUACCUGAGGACCACUCCUGUAAUGACUCUAGCUCUGCUUAACACACAGACUCCAGACAUAUCAAACAUGUUGGGUAUAACUCCGCCUGGAGAAGUUGUACAUUCUACACUGGCUUUCUAUUUUUCAUACACACACCACCUGCUGGUUAUGGUUAGGUACAGCAGGCCAGAGGGAGCCACUCACAAACCUCCAGCGGUGUGCACAGAAUUAUUUUGAAUAAAUUACCAGUAUGAUUCAGACAGAGUAGCCUGUAAUACUAUUAAUGAUUUACCUGCGUAUCAGAUAGAAAGGUGAUUUUUUUUUUUUAUUGAAAAUCUGAAUGUAAACUGGUG